AUGAGUAGAAAAGUAGCUCCUGUUGGCUCUACAACAACAACUCCUGCCUCCUCACCUGCGGGAGGUCAGAGGUCAAUACAGUCAAUGCUUCAGCAAGAAAAAGAGAAAGGAGCAAACUUUGAGACAAUCAUGCAAGUGAUACAGAAAAUGCAAGUUGGACUUGAUAGUAGGGAUGACAAGCUAGACACCCUUGUAAAGAAGUCUGAGAAAUAUUUUAGAGAAAAGGCUGAGAAAACUGGGAAAGAUGACUCUGUGGCACAACUACUGGAGUCACCUACAACUGAGACUGAAAAAGUAGGAGGAGCUGUAGGAGUAAUUGAGAAAGAAGAAGGUGCGGUGUGGGGUAAAAUUCUGCUUUGUUUAGUGCUUGCUGGUAUCUGGAAAACACCUUCUGCACAAAUUCAGUAUUUAAUUUCUGAAGAAUUAGAGAAAGGCUCUUUUUUUUUUGUGGGGAACAUCGCAAUGGAUCUAGGAAUAGAUGGCAAUAAUCUUUCAGAAUAUGGACUAUGGAUUGCAACAAGGAUGGGUGUUCAAUAUUUUGCUUUGAAUUAUAAUAAUGGAUAUUUACAUCCCUCUGAAAGAAUAUACAGAGGAAAAAAGUCUCUGGAUGGGCAAGAACGGUGUUUUAAGUUUUGUAUUAUUAUCGAGAGCAAAAUAGAGACUUAUAGGAUUGAAGUGAAAAUUACAGACAUAAAUGAUAAUGUAGCUGAGAAACAUGGAAGCAAAACCAGUGAAUUAUCUACUCGAUCCCAGUUUCCACUACCUGAAGCUGAAGAUCCAGAUUUGGGUAUAAACUGUAUACAGAGAUAUGAACUUACCAGUAAUAGUCAUUUUUUUUCUCUGGAUAUGCAUGGUGCCAGACAGGAUGAGCUUGUGCUAAAAAAAUCCCAUCUGGAUCUGGAAUAGCAAUCAAUAUAUGGUUUAAUUAUCACAGCUAAUGAUGGAGGUGAACCAGUGAAAUCUGGAAGUGCUAGAAUCCAAGUAAUUGUUCUGGAUGCAAAUGAUAAAGUGCCAAUUUUUAGCCAACUUAUCUAUGAAGUCAGCAUUGAGGAAAACACUAAAGCCUUCACAAUUUUUAAAGUAAGAGCUACUGAUCUGGAUGAAGGACUCUAAGGAGAGAUAAAUUAUUCAUAAAAAAUCACAAAAGAAGAUUCCAAAAUAUUUACUUUAAAUUCAACAUCUGGUACAAUAACUAUUAUGGCCAAUCUUGAUUAUGAAGAAUCAUCCUUAUAUGAAUUUGAAGCGAAAGCUGAAGAUGGAGGGGGAUUAUGUGUGGUCAAAAUUUUGGUCAUUAUAAUGGAUCUUAGUAACAAUAUACCCCAAGUAACAAAAUCCUUUUUCAUCAAUACUAUAUCUGAGAAUUCACCAAAAGGAGCAGUUAUUGCCCUCCUUAAUGUACAAGAUGUUGACUCUGGAAUCAACGGGGAGGUGACAUGCUCAGUUCCCAAUAACUUACCAUUCCAGUUUUUAAAAAUUCUCAAUAAUUAUUUCUAUGGAUUGGUAACAUACAAUGAUUUUGAUGGGAAACUUAUAUCAGAUUAUAAAAUAAGCAUUACAGCUACUUAUCAUGGAAAUGCACCAUUCACUGCAGUCACUGAAAUCUUUAUGCAGAUUCUAGAUACAAACGACAAUCCUCCACAGUUUCUGGAAUCAAAAUAUACCUCCUAUCUUCUAGAAAAUAAUCCAAAAGGUACCUCAGCCUUUUCCCUUAAAGCAAAUGAUCCAGACUGGGAAGAAAGUGCCAGAAUAACGUACUCCAUCAUUGAUAGCCAAAUGUGGGACUCACCCUUCUCCUCCUACCUCUCCAUUAAUUCUGAGACAGAGACCAUAUAUGCCCUAAGCUCCUUGGACUAUGAGAAGAUUCAAGAGAUUCAGUUCCAGGUCUAGGCUCAGGAUGGUGGAUUCUCAUCGUUCAGUUCUAAUGUCUCAGUGACUCUCUUCAUCUUGGACCAGAAUGAUAAUAUGCCAGAGAUCCUGUACCCCUCUCCUCCCGCUGAUGGCUCCACUGGAAUAGAGCUGGCCCCUCGCUCUUCUGAGCCGGGUUACUUGGUCACUAAAGUGGUGGCAGUAGAUGCAGAUUCUGGCCAGAAUUCCUGGCUCUCCUAUCAGCUGAUCAAAGCAACAGAACCAGGGCUCUUCACUGUGGGACUCCACACUGGUGAGAUCAGGACUGCUCGGCUUUUUCUGGAGAAAGAUGCCCUGAAGCAAAUCCUAGUGGUUUUAGUGAAGGACAAUGUGCACCCUCUUCUUUCUGCUUUGACCACUCUCAUGGUGGUACUGGCUGACCAUAUCUCUAACAUAUUGACUGAACUAAGCAACAUUUCAUUCUCUGGAGAUUCACAGUCAGAGCUCACAUUUUACUUAGUAAUUGCAGUGGAUUUAGACUCCUGUUUGUUCUUUACCUUUUUCUUCAUCUUUUCAGUUAGAUUUUUCAAGCGAAAACUUUCUCAGUUAGGUAAUAAUGGAAGUUCUGUUGUUCCUCUUACACAGUUUCUGUGGAUUGAUGAAGUUCAAGCAUUUUUUCAGUCUUAUUGUCAUGACAUUUUGCUGUCUUCAGAAUCUCAGAAAAAUCAGCUUCUUUUUCCAACUGGAAACUGUACAAAUAUAAUUAAACUACAGCAGGCUUCCGCUGAGCCUAAUUCUUUGUUAUUACAAGGUGAUUAUACUCUUACUAACGAGGAGACCACAAACUAUCAGGUAUAUUCUUAUAAAAAGCAACAUAAUACAAACAUUUUUAAAUACAACAUGACCAAUUCUUAUGCUGGGAAAUUCUAUAUGGAAAACAAACUAGGAAAAAAGAGGAAACAAAAGAUGACGAUGGAAGCAAAAUACAAAACCAGAAUACAAGAACCAAAUGUGAGGCAAGUACUUUUUCUAUUAUUAUGUUCUUUGAUCAGCUGUGUGGUAUCUGAACAGGUUGAGUACUCACUUCCUGAGGAAACAGAAAAACAUUCCUUUGUGGGGAACCUUGCUAAAGAUUUAGGAUUAGCUGUUGAUCUGCUAUCAAAACACAAGCUUGCUUUCUCUUCAGAAAAACAGUAUUUUAUUCUUAAUGAGCAAAAUAGUGAUCUAUAUGUGAAUGACAGAAUAGAUCGAGAAAAGAUUUGUGGAAAAUUAUCUCCUUGCAUCCUGAAACUAGAAGUUGUGGCACAUAAUCCUUUAAAUAUUUUCCCCAUAAAAGUUUUCAUCCUAGAUAUUAAUGAUAAUGCCCCACAGUUCAAAGAAAAAGAUGUAAAACUGGAAGUGAGUGAAUCUCAUUUGCCAGGAGCUCGAUUUGCUCUGGGAAAUGCUGAAGACGAGGACAUUGGAAUCAACGCCCUUCAAGAUUAUCAUUUGAGCUCAACCCCAUAUUUCAAGCUAGAAGUUCAAGAGAGCAAAGAUGGUGAAAAAUAUGCAGAAUUAAUUUUGCAAAAGCCAUUGGACAGGGAGAAAGAGCACACACACCACUUGAUUCUUACAGCUUCAGAUGGAGGACAUCCAGUGAAAACUGGGACUCUUAACAUAGAAAUCAGUGUUAUUGACACAAAUGACAAUCCACCAGUCUUCUCCCAGGCAACUUACAAAACAAGUCUGAAAGAGAAUUCACCAAGAGGGACUUCUGUGCUUCAAGUGAAAGCAUCUGAUAAUGAUGAAGGGUCAAAUGCUGCAAUUCAUUAUACAGUCAGUAAAAUCCUAGAUAGCAGUCAAAAGAAAUUCAUUUUGGAUCCCACUGAUGGAACAAUUUAUCUUAAGGAAAGUGUUGAUUUUGAAGACAAAGGAAGUUAUAUGAUGAUAAUACAGGCAACUGAUGGAGGUGGACUAGUUGCACAUUGCAAUGUAGAGAUUGAGGUUCUUGAUGAGAAUGACAAUGCUCCAGAAGUAAUUAUUACAUCUCUAUCCAGCCUCAUUCUUGAAGAUACUCUACCUGGAGCAGUGGUUGCUCUCAUCAAAGUCCAUGACAGAGAUUCUGGACUUAAUGGGGAAGUCACCUGUUACCUAAGAGAAACUGUACCUUUCCAGGUGGUCUCAUCAUCAGAUAACUACUUCAAACUCCUCACAGAUGGCCCCCUUGACAGAGAAAAAACACCAGUGUAUAACUUAACAAUUACAGCCACAGACCAAGGCAUACCUCCUCUUUCCACAGAUAAAACCAUCUCAAUACCAAUUUCAGAUAUCAAUGAUAACCCUCCAGCAUUUGAAAAACCUUCCUAUGUUGCCUACAUUCCUGAGAACAACCCAUCCGGAAUGUCUAUUUUCCAGGUUAAGGCUUUUGACCCAGAUCUGGAUCGUAACGCCCAAAUUAUCUACUCCAUUCUCAACAGCAACCUCAAGGACCUGCCUCUCUCCUCCUAUGUUUCCAUUAACUCUGAGACAGGAACUCUCUAUGCUCAUCGAUCUUUUGACUAUGAGCAGCUCAAAGACUUCCAGCUGCAAGUGCAAGCCCAGGAUGAAGGCUCUCCAUCUCUCAAUAACAGUGCCACAGUCAAAGUGUUUGUAGUGGAUCAGAAUGAUAAUAUUCCCCAGAUCCUGUAUCCUUCCCAAACAACUCAGGGUUCAUCAUUGUUCGAGAUGGUGCCUCGCUCAGCCGAUUCGGGUUAUUUGGUGACAAAGGUUGUGGCUGUGGAUGCUGACUCUGGACAUAAUGCCUGGCUCUCUUUUCAUCUCCUGCAGGCCACAGAGCCCUCGCUCUUCAUCAUCAGCUCCCACACAGGAGAGAUCCAAACAGCUCGAGCGUUAGUUGACAGAGACAUUACCAAGCAGAGGCUGGUCAUCAUGGUGAGGGAUAACGGACAGCCACCUCUCUCGGCCACCACUAGUCUCAACCUUGUCUUUGCUCAGAACUUCCAGGAGGCUCUUCCUGAAAUGAAUGCCCAACCUAGUAACUCAGAAGAUCAGUCCAAGGUCCAGUUUUACUUAGUUCUGACUUUGACUUUGGUAUCCUUUCUGUUCCUGGUGGCAGUGAUUUUGGCCAUUAUUACGAAACUUCAAGGAUCAAGGAACCCCACUUUUUUUCAGUGCUUCAUUCCCGAUUCUCAUUCAAAGACUGGUACUGUAUUUCCUCCAAAUUAUGAAGAUGGGACUUUGCCUUAUUCUUAUCAGAUCUGUUUAUCCAGUGAGUCCAGGAGAAAUGAACUGACUUUUCUGCAACCCAAUGUCCAAAUAGUGGAGGAUAUUCUUUGCGAGGAUAAACCUGAUACUUGUAUCAUGCUCAAUGGAGACUGUUAUCUAAAUUCUAAAAAUAAUUCUGAAAAUUUGCUUGGUGAUGGGGAGAGCAAUCUGGGUGAAAGCAGGGAUAAACUGGCAGUAAAAGUUUGCAAAUCCCAGGAAGUUUUGCAACUGUUUGCAUGUUCUGGGUGGUUCCCAGUCAAGUACCGAUUGCACUUUCGAAGGAUCCAUUUCUAUGCCCUGGUGUGA
This is a messenger RNA of Thamnophis elegans (Western terrestrial garter snake), 5394 nucleotides long. Its product is annotated as protocadherin-23-like. The record is from RefSeq and is a predicted model, not a curated record. Gene Ontology annotation, biological process: homophilic cell-cell adhesion. NCBI's taxonomy places the organism in Eukaryota, Metazoa, Chordata, Lepidosauria, Squamata, Natricidae. Gene Ontology annotation, cellular component: plasma membrane. Gene Ontology annotation, molecular function: calcium ion binding.